Rangifer tarandus platyrhynchus (Svalbard reindeer) is the source of this 2262-nucleotide messenger RNA. Lineage: Eukaryota; Metazoa; Chordata; Mammalia; Artiodactyla; Cervidae. The record is from the annotation of a GenBank genome assembly.
AUGAGCGGCCGGAAGCGCAGCUUCACCUUCGGGGCCUACGGGGGGGUGGACAAGUCCUUCGCCCCUCGCCGGAGUGCAUGGAGGAGUGAUGGGCAGAACCAGCGCUUCCCUCAGGCACUAGACCCGCCAAGAGUGGACUCAGUCCCCUCCCAGACUGCUUCAUUCCACCCAAAGAACACAGAUCUGUUUGAGAUGAUUGAAAAGAUGCAGGGAAGCAGGAUGGAUGAACAGCGAUGCUCCUUCCCACCACCCCUCAAAACGGAGGAGGACUACAUUCCAUACCCGAGCGUCCACGAGGUCCUGGGCCGAGAAGGGCCCUUCCCCCUGAUCCUGCUGCCCCAGUUCGGGGGCUACUGGAUUGAAGGCACCAAUCACGAAGUCACCAGCAUCCCAGAGACGGAGCCGCUGCAGUCGCCCACGACCAAGGUGAAGCUGGAGUGCAACCACACCGCCCGCCUCUACCGGAAGCACUUUCUCGGCAAGGAGCACUUUAACUACUACUCGCUGGACACCGCCCUGGGCCACCUUGUCUUCUCACUCAAGUACGAUGUCAUCGGGGACCAGGAACAUCUGCGGCUGCUGCUCAGGACCAAGUGCCGGACAUACCAUGACGUCAUCCCCAUCUCCUGUCUCACUGAGUUCCCCAACGUGGUCCAGAUGGCAAAGUUGGUGUGUGAAGACGUGAAUGUGGAUCGAUUCUACCCUGUGCUCUACCCCAAGGCCUCCCGCCUCAUCGUCACCUUCGACGAGCAUGUCAUCAGCAAUAACUUCAAGUUCGGAGUCAUUUACCAGAAGCUCGGGCAGACCUCCGAGGAAGAACUCUUCAGCACCAACGAGGAGAGCCCCGCCUUCGUGGAGUUCCUUGAGUUUCUGGGCCAGAAGGUCAAACUGCAGGACUUCAAGGGGUUCCGAGGAGGCCUGGACGUGACCCACGGGCAGACGGGGACCGAGUCUGUGUACUGCAACUUCCGCAACAAGGAGAUCAUGUUUCACGUUUCCACCAAGCUGCCCUACACAGAAGGGGACGCCCAGCAGUUGCAGCGGAAGCGACACAUUGGCAACGACAUUGUGGCUGUGGUCUUCCAAGAUGAGAACACACCUUUUGUGCCGGACAUGAUUGCGUCCAACUUCCUGCACGCCUACGUGGUGGUGCAGGCCGGGGGCGGGGGCCCUGACGGGCCCCUCUACAAGGUGUCCGUCACGGCGAGAGAUGACGUCCCCUUCUUUGGACCACCCCUCCCGGACCCCGCUGUGUUUCGGAAGGGGCCUGAGUUCCAGGAAUUUCUGCUGACAAAGCUGAUCAAUGCCGAAUAUGCUUGCUACAAGGCCGAGAAGUUUGCCAAACUGGAGGAGCGGACACGGGCCGCCCUCCUGGAGACGCUCUAUGAGGAGCUGCACAUCCACAGCCAGUCCAUGAUGGGCCUGGGGGGCGACGAGGACAAGAUGGAGAACGGCGGCGGGGGCGGCGGCUUCUUCGAGUCCUUCAAGCGGGUCAUCCGGAGCCGCAGCCAGUCCAUGGACGCCAUGGGCCUGAGCAACAAGAAGCCCCACACCGUGUCCACGAGCCACAGCGGGAGUUUCGCGCCCAGCAACCCCGACCUGGCCAAGGCGGCUGGAAUAUCAUUGCUUAUUCCCGGGAAAAGUGGCAGUAGAUUCGGACGCCGAGGCAGUGCCAUAGGCAUAGGAACCGUGGAAGAGUCGCUGAUCGUCCCCGGCAAGAGCCCCACGAGGAAGAAGUCGGGUCCGUUCGGCUCGCGACGGAGCAGCGCCAUCGGCAUCGAGAACAUCCAGGAGGUGCAGGAGAAGAGGGAGAGCCCCCCGGCCGGCCAGAAGACCCCAGACAGCGGGCAUGUCUCCCAGGAGCCCAAGUCGGAGAACUCAUCCACUCAGAGCUCCCCAGAGAUGCCCACGACCAAAAACAGAGCGGAGACAGCGGCCCAGAGAGCAGAAGUGCUAAAGGGCUUCUCCCGCUCCUCGUCCAGUGCCAGCAGCUUCGCCAGCGUCGUGGAGGAGGCAGAGGGCCUGGACGCGGACGACACGGGCCUGGAGAGCGUUUCCUCCUCCGGGACGCCCCACAAGCGGGACUCCUUCAUCUACAGCACGUGGCUGGAGGACAGCAUCAGUACCACGAGCGGAGGCAGCUCCCCAGGCCCCUCUCGGUCACCCCACCCCGACGCCGGCAAGUUGGGGGACCCUGCGUGUCCCGAGAUCAAGAUCCAGCUGGAAGCAUCUGAACAGCACACGCCCCAGCUGGGCUGUUAG